AUGUUGACCCUAAUUUUAUUGGUAUUUCUGGCUACCGUAUCCGCCCAGGACUUUCCGGACGAAUGUAUCGAGGGGCCGUAUCUUUCGUUUCUUGGGUGCAAUGCCGGCUCGCAGCCUGUUGGUGAUUUGUGCAUCUACGACUCGUGUCUCGUGACGACGGCAGCUGUGGUGACUACGGUGGCCGGGGGAACGGAUACGGUGCGGCGUAUGGGCUCGGAACGGGUUCUGCACGUCGUCAUUCUACCCAGAAGCCGUUCGUCGACAACAAUGCGGUAUUACAUGCCAAUUCUGUGGAGUGCAGACUACCGUAUCCACUUG
Messenger RNA from Mesorhabditis spiculigera, 318 nucleotides. Lineage: Eukaryota; Metazoa; Nematoda; Chromadorea; Rhabditida; Rhabditidae. The record is from the annotation of a GenBank genome assembly.